CAGGAGUGGCUUAAUACUCUGCUAUUGCUGUUACUAUUUCCCCGAAGAUGGCGGCGUGUAGACGUGUUCAGUUGCUUCUUCUGUUAAUGUCCGUCGUGGUCUCUGUGUGUGUGUCGCAGGCGCCAAAAGCAAAUGUAAAUGGCAAUGAUGUUAUUCCAGCCCAGAUAAAAAACCAUGGACAAGGGCAAGCGCCCAACGCAGGGAACCCGUUAGCCCCCGCAGCCGGGGCCUCCCAGCCCCGCCGGAUCACCGGCUGGAAGCUAGCCGAAGAGGAGGCCUGUCGGGAGGACCUGACGCGGCUCUGCCCCAAGCACACCUGGAACAACAACCUGGCCGUGCUGGAGUGCUUACAGGAUCGGAAGGAGGACACGGAGAUCGCAUCAGACUGCAAUCAUCUACUCUGGAACUACAAAUUAAACCUGACUACAGAUCCAAAAUUUGAAUCUGUUGCGGUAGAAGUCUGCAAGAGCACAAUUACAGAGAUUAAAGAAUGUGCAGAGGAAGAGAGAGGCAAGGGCUACCUUGUGUCCUGCCUGGUGGAUCACCGUGCCAAUAUCACAGAAUACCAGUGCCACCAGUACAUCACCAAGAUGACGGCCAUCAUCUUCAGUGACUACCGGCUCAUCUGCGGCUUCAUGGGCAAGUGCAGGGAGGACGUCAACGCACUCCACUGUGGCAGCAUCUCCACUGGAGAGAAGGACAUUCACUCCCAGGGCGAGGUGAUCUCCUGUCUGGAGAGGGCUCUGGUGUUGGAAUUGGAGCAGCGGGAAAACCGUUAUGAGAUCAAAGAGGAGUGUAAGAAGGCCAUCCUGCGUGUAGCUGAGCUCUCCUCUGACGACUUCCACCUGGACCGAUACCUCUAUUUCUCCUGCCGGGAGGACCGUGAGCGCUUCUGUGAAAACACGCAGGCUGGCGAGGGCAGAGUCUACAAAUGUCUCUUCAACCACAAGUUUGAGGAAUCCAUGUCCGAGAAGUGUCGGGAGGCUCUAACGACGCGUCAGAAGCUUAUCGCUCAGGAUUACAAAGUCAGCUACUCGCUGGCUAAAGCCUGCAAGGUGGAUCUGCGGAAAUAUCGGUGCAACGUGGACAACCUGCCCCGUGCCCGCGAGGCUCGCCUUUCCUACCUGCUGCUGUGUCUGGAGUCUGCUGUGCACAGAGGCCGGGUGGUGAGCGGGGAGUGUCAGGGGGAGAUGCUGGAUUACCGGCGGAUGCUGAUGGAGGAUUACUCGCUGAGCCCUGAGAUCGUGCUGAACUGUCGCGGGGAGAUUGACCACCACUGCUCCGGGCUUCACCGCAAAGGACGCACCCUGCACUGCCUCAUGAGACUGGGGCGAGGAGAGAAGAACAGCCUGGGGGCCACCUGCCAGCAAGCACUCCAGACUCUGAUUCAGGAGACGGACCCUGGCUCUGAUUACAGGAUCGACAGGGCGCUGAACGAGGCUUGCGAGUCUGUCAUGCAGACAGCCUGCAAACACAUCCGCACCGGGGACCCCAUGAUCCUGUCCUGUCUGAUGGAGCACCUAUACACAGAGAAGAUGGUAGAGGACUGUGAACAUCGCCUGCUUGAGCUGCAGUACUUCAUUUCUAGAGACUGGAAGCUGGACCCCAUCCUGUACCGCAAGUGCCAGGGUGAUGCUGUCCGUCUGUGCCACACUCAUGGCUGGAACGAGACAAGUGAGGUCAUGCCACCAGGGGCCGUGUUCUCCUGCCUGUACCGCCAUGCCUACCGCACUGAGGAGCAGGGCCGCAGGCUGUCCCGGGACUGCAAGGCUGAGGUGCAGAGGAUCUUGCACCAGCGUGCUCUGGAUGUGAAGCUGGACCCCAUGCUGCAGGAGCGUUGUAUGACUGACCUGGGCAAGUGGUGUAGUGAGAAGACGGAGUUAGGCCAGGAGCUGGAGUGUCUGCAGGAUCACCUGGAGGAUCUCAUCAGUGACUGCAGAGACGUCGUGGGCAACCUCACUGAGCUGGAGUCUGAGGACAUUCAGAUUGAAGCUCUGCUGAUGAGAGCCUGUGAGCCAGUGAUCCAGGCCUACUGUCAUGAGGUGGCUGAUAACCAGAUCGACACAGGAGACCUGAUGGAGUGCCUGAUCCAGAGCAAACACCAGAAAGAAAUGAAUGAGAAAUGCAUGGUCGGGGUCACGCACUUCCAGCUGGUUCAGAUGAAGGAUUUCCGCUUCUCCUACAAGUUCAAGAUGGCUUGUAAGGAAGAUGUACUGAAGCUCUGUCCCAACAUUAAAAAGAAGGUUGACGUUGUGAUCUGUCUGAGCACCACAGUGAGGAACGACACUCUGCAGGACGUCAAGGAUCAGCGUGUCUCCGUCAAGUGCCGCAAGCAGCUGAGAGUGGAGGAGCUGGAGAUGUCUGAAGAUAUCCGUCUGGAACCAGAGCUGUAUGACUCCUGCAAGCAGGACAUCGGGAAAUACUGCCAGAAUGUGCCUUACGGGAACGCCCAGGUGAUAGAGUGUCUGAAGGAGAGUAAGAAGCAGCUGACCCAGCGCUGUCACCAGAGAGUCUUCAAGCUGCAGGAGACCGAGAUGGUGGACCCUGAGCUGGACUACACCCUCAUGAGAGUGUGCAAGCAGAUGAUCAAGCGGUUCUGUGGCGAUGCAGACACAAAGAACAUGCUCCAGUGUUUGAAACAGAACAAGAACAGCGAGCUGAUGGACCCCAAAUGCAAACAGAUGAUCACUAAGCGGCAGAUCACCCAGAACACAGAUUACCGUUUGAACCCCGUGCUGCGCAAGGCCUGUAAGGCGGAUAUCCCCAAAUUCUGCCAGAACAUCCUGAACAAGGCAACGGAUGGCAGCGAGCUGGAGGGACAGGUCAUAUCCUGUCUGAAGCUCAAGUACGCAGACCAGCGCCUCUCCCCAGACUGCGAAGACCAAAUCCGAGUGAUUCUUCAGGAGUCUGCCCUUGAUUACAGACUGGACCCCCAGCUGCACAUGCACUGCAUGGAGGAGAUCACCAGUCUCUGUGCUGAGGAAGCUGCUGCCCAGGAACAGACUGGCCAGGUGGAGGAGUGUCUCAAAGUCAACCUGCUCAAGAUUAAACAGGACACCUGCAAGAAGGAGGUGCUGAACAUCCUGAAGGAGAGCAAAGCAGACAUUUUUGUGGAUCCUGUUCUCCACACAGCCUGCGCCCUGGACAUCAAACACCACUGCGCUGCCAUCCCACCAGGCAGGGGGCGACAAAUGUCCUGUUUGAUGGAGGCCUUGGAAGACAAGCGGGUCAGACUUCAGCCAGAGUGUAAAAAGAGACUGCAAGAUCGCAUUGAGAUGUGGAGCUAUGCAGCCAAGGUGGCGCCAGCGGAAGGCUUCUCCGACCUGGCCAUGCAGGUGAUGGUUUCUCCCUCGAAGAACUACAUCUUGUUGAUGAUUGCGCUGUGCGUGUCCAUGCUGUUUGUGGUGGGGCUCCUGUGUGGCCGUCUCACCAAGCGGUUGACACAAGAACAAAAGGACAGGUAGAGAGGGUGGAGCCAGCCCAUCCACCUGCUCUCUUCCCACCUUCCCCCACCUUGUACAGCCCAGCCCUGUGGAACACAAUGCAAAGCAGCUAAACUCCACCACCAGCGCUAUUCGCUGCCAGCUGGGACCCCCCUCCUCCCUCCCGGACCCCGCUGGGGACAGGCUGCACCUCGCCUGCCCUCUAGAGGACUUGUUUAGUGACCUGUAGCCUCAUUUCUCCAUUGUGUAUAUCUGAAUCGCUGCCACCUUUCAAUCAGAUAGACUGUGAUUUGACGGCUCAAGCCGAUUUUGUUGUAAAAAUCAUACUUUCUCUUUGUUUUGCAAAUAGGUUUUGCUUUGUACACUUUUUUUUCUUGCUAUAUUAAUUUCUGCACCAGGUGGCGCUAAUGUGCAUUAACAUCUAACCUUAUCUGCCACCUGUUGGACACUGUUGGAAUAUAUAUUUUUUUCUUUUUUUGAUUUACCAACAGAAAGGGGGUGGUGUUAUGGGGUAUUUAAAGUCUUGUUUUGCUGGCUUUAAGGUUUACUGUUUGUUUUUAGCUUUUAGGUUAUGAAUCUUUGCAAUUUGUUUUUUUAAAUGUACAGGGACUGCCUGCUUUGGAAAUGUGAUUGUUUUCUGAGCCAUGGAGGAGGGAAAGUCUUGUAGAGAAACAUAAAAUAGCCCUGCUGUGAUUAAUAGUGACACGACCAAUCAUUCAGAACACUCCCAAGAAGCCAACGGCUGGUUUCAAUGCAAGUUUCCCAGAUUCCCAGUUGUAGAAUUUCCGUCUGUACAAAAUAAAAUUGGCAGCCUUCCUCCAAAUUUCAGUAAUUCUCACCCUCGACCCUGACAGCUGGAAGUGCAAACCUGAACCUAGUGGUUGUGUGUUGUGUUUUUUUUUUUUUGUUUGUUUUGUUUUUCAGUGGAGUCCACUGGGAAAUUGAGAGGAGUUAUAUUUACAGCAAACUAAACAAAAUCCACUCCUAAUUGGAAUAAAACUGUCUCUCAUUGCCUUAUUUUCACUUAUUAUAGCUCAGAUCCAAGACUGCACUUGGGCAUCAGCACUGGUGCCAAUUAGUGCCUCCGAUUUUAUUUAUUUUUUGGUCCUAAAGCAGUUUGUUAGUUGGGUAUUGGGUUGUAGAGCUCAGAGAAGCUAAAUGUAUCCUAAAGCUUUAAAAAAAAAAAUACAAAAAAAAAAAUACAAAAAAAAAAUACAAAAAAAUUAAGAUUGAUUGGUGUUUGGCAAGCACAUUUUUAGUAUAGAGCAUUUUACUGUGUCAUCUGAAGUGGCACUUGUCAAACUUGGUAUUUUUAUUGUGCUGCUGACAGUCUGGUACAAUUGGUAUGAGAGUAAAAGAUGAAGAUAAACUACACUUACUGAUAAAUGUUGAAAAACUGGUCUGUCUGGGGAUCUCUGGUUUUGGCCAGCUGUUGUGUAUUCCAAUUUGUAUCUUUCCAUGCGUGGAUGCAGUACAUUCAGUGUGUGUCUCUGGUUCAUUGUAUAGUUCAAAAGAAUUCUACUAACCUUGCAAAGUAAAUACAGGAAUUGAAUUUGAAUAAACAAGAUGCCAUACUUGAUCUGUAUCAAGACACCCAUGUAAUAAAAUGAUAUUCAAAUUUUGAAUAAAACGUUGGUAUAGCAGACACACACACAUUAUGGCUUUAUGACUUGUUAGUGUUCUUGCCUGUUUAAUUCUGAACAUCUGAAUGUAAGCCCUGGGCCAUACAUACAUACAUACAUACAUACAUUCAUACAUUUAUUUUACAGCAGCACCAGGUAGAUGGUCUGUCUAAGACUGAGAGUGCUUCAGAUCCGUAUCCAGCUUAUUGAUCAUACGUGUGGUUAGAAAACCUGUGCAUCGUCCAACAAGUCGUCUUGACUCUGUCACUCCUGUACGACUUCUGGGGUUGUAGGGAUUCAUUUUAGAAUCAACGUUGAUUCUUUUUCAAGAAGCAUUUAAAUAUAUAUAUACACAAAUUUCGCUUUUAUGAAUGCAGACAUGAAACAAAUGUGUGUUUUACUUCCCUAGCAUGCAUUUUGAAGGUCAGAAGAAUUAUUGAAUGUUGAAUUUUUUAAUCUAAAGAAAUUUGACUUGGUAAAAGGGGUAGGAUAGCUUUAUUUUAUAUAUUUUUUCUACUGGUUUGUAGAUGCUUGAGAGGUAGUGUAAGUGAGGUGGCAGGGGUAGCACAAUGAAAGGGGAGGUGGGGCAGGGUGGGAGAAUUGAUAAUGAGCUGCAGCAAGAAUGCUGAAAUAACAGUACUCUAUCUUUGGUUAGGUGGUGGUGGUACAUGCUUUAGGUGUUUCUAAUGAUAGAUUAGGAAGGGAGACUGACUGAAGAGGAACCGAAGGCUGAGCAGAGACACUGCUACAUCGGCCUGGUGUGUGGUGUGAAAGUUUAAAUCAAGGUCUUAAGUGUACUUCCGUUUUUUUAUUUAAUUUUUUGGGAUAAAUAUAUGAUUUUGUACAUAAGGCAACCAGAAUUAAAGGUAGCUCACGUAGUAAAAUAUGUAUAAUUGAACUGGGGUCCUAGAAACUAAAUACAUGUAUUAUAGAUUUAUUCCCUCCCCUUUUUAUGACAGCCUUUUUUCUUUUUCUUCUCAUCCAUUAUCUGCUCGUUUUGAGAUUUAAGUUAUUAUCGAUGGGCUCAAAUUUAAAGUUUUAUUUAUUUGCCAUUAUACUUGAGCUUGGUAAUACAUCUGGAUUCCCUGUGUUCUCGUCUCAGUUUCUCAAAGCGCACAGAGUUUCAAAUAUUUACCCAUAAACAAUUAAGUUGCAGGUUAGCUGCCCGUAAUUAAUUCCUAACCAGAGCCAGCCUUCUAAUGCCUCUACAAAGCAGCCUCCACAAAAUCCUUUAAGAACCAACUGCAGACUACCGUUUCUAAGGAGGUGGGGGCGGGGGCUAGAUUAGUUGUGGAAGGAUGUGAAAAGAAAAAAAGCUCACAGAAAGGCUUUUCUGGCAUUUCACUAGGAUAGCAUUCUCACAUGUCCUUUUACUGUAUAGCUGAUGGUUUCCCAGACUCCACUGAGGCCUGUUUACCCUGUUUCUACUCCCAUUUGCUUCAGAUACAGGUGAACGGACCCCACCUGAUCCUAGUUGGAUAGUAUAGAAUGUCUGGGGAAAAUGGGCAGUAAAAAAGGGGUUGAGUUGUGAUUUACAAAGCGUUUUAAAACUUUGGUUAUUAUAAAUAACUUUUGUUGCAACAAAGUGCUUUUAGAUGAAGCUUGUCUCAUUGCAUUAACAACCCCCUCCCAAGUCUGGAUAACUCCAUUAUACAGACACCCUCCCCCAACAAUGUACAUAUAGCAUUAAAUAUCAUUCAUCAUUCUACAGAUCAGUAAUUACUAUCAUUGUCAGUUUAAAGUGAGAUUUACUCAAAAAAUAAAUAAAAUUGUUUUGUAAUAUCUUUCUUUUUGUGUAUAAAGUCCUGAACGUACUAUUCUGUUCUAACUGAUUAUGCCAUGUAAUAUUGAUGUGACAAAUAAAUAACAUCAUGUGCAUUGUUUUCGUUCUGUACAGAUGAAAUGGGACAAUUUAUUAAUAAAACGGUCUGCAGGUUUUUA
This is a messenger RNA of Acipenser ruthenus (sterlet), 7006 nucleotides long. RefSeq names its product Golgi apparatus protein 1-like. Gene Ontology annotation, molecular function: fibroblast growth factor binding. Bases 48 to 3464 code for a protein of 1138 amino acids. The transcript is spliced from 26 exons. Lineage: Eukaryota; Metazoa; Chordata; Actinopteri; Acipenseriformes; Acipenseridae. The record is from RefSeq and is a predicted model, not a curated record. Gene Ontology annotation, cellular component: Golgi membrane.